CGCUGAGUCCCAGGUGAUCGCAGUUACGCAGAUCCUGAAUCUCCUCCUUCCGCCUUAGAUCGCUUAUCCGACUCCGGCUCUGCAGCGGCAGGUCCAGCAAUCCACCCUAUGCCCCAACAGUCCAGCUGACAGCACCGCAGCAGCGCACUCAGGCCUCAGAUAAUUUGAUGAAGCAAUCCAAGGAUCCCUUUGAAGCUGCAUUUGAGGAACAAGAGGAAUCACCCCCUGAUUCUCCUACAGGAGCUGGUGAUGACGAAAGCCAAAAUGUGGCUACUCUUGCCCCGAGUGAUCACGGAAUGAAUGAUUUUGUUUCCAUUGAUCACUCUGAAAACCCUUCAACCUCUUAUGCUGCAACUGCUCCUACUGGGACUGCUAGCAAACCCAAAGAAGAUGAUGAAGAAGAAGAUGAAGAGAACAUGGACAUGCAGCUAGGAAAGUUCUCAUCUAGUAGCGACCCUGAUAAAAUGGCCAAGAUGCAAAGCAUUUUAUCACAAUUUACUGAAGAGCAAAUGAGUAGGUAUGAAUCUUUUCGAAGAUCUGGAUUUCAAAAGUCUAACAUGAAACGGUUACUAGUAAGCAUAACAGGAAGUCAGAAAAUUUCUUUGCCAAUGACCAUUGUGAUGUCUGGUAUUGCUAAAAUGUUUGUUGGUGAGCUUACUGAAAUGGCUAGAAUGGUGAUGUCAGAGAGGAAUGAUUCAGGACCAAUUAGACCAUGUCACAUAAGAGAAGCAUAUAGAAGAUUGAAACUGGAGGGGAAAGUCCCAAAAAGAUCAGUCCGGCGACUUUUCUGCUAGAAAAGCAUUGAUGAUCCGUCCAUUUGCAGGUUUUAGCCUCUCUACUCACAGGAAUAGAAGUGUGGUCCACGUAGAUCUCGCCUCUCUGAGUUUUUACUUCCAAAUGGAUAUACAAGCUAUGUUUGGGUUGGUUAUUUGCUCAGGCUUUGGGAUAGAAAAAUGUUAUACUUGGACUCCCAGAAGCAGGUUUAUCCUUUGUAUGUAAAACAUUGUUAUACAAUCUUGAUUUUAUAUAUCAACCGGUAGCAACAGAAGUGUUUCGUUACCCUAAAAAAGUGUUUCGUUCAUAUAGUCCACUACGAGAACGAAUAGCUUAUUGCUUCUAAUAUUGACGUGAGAUCUACAUUUUUUUAAGGUCUGGUUUGACUCUUUUC
Messenger RNA from Cuscuta campestris, 1168 nucleotides. The record is from the annotation of a GenBank genome assembly. NCBI's taxonomy places the organism in Eukaryota, Viridiplantae, Streptophyta, Magnoliopsida, Solanales, Convolvulaceae.